Messenger RNA from Neocloeon triangulifer, 4733 nucleotides. Its product is annotated as atrial natriuretic peptide receptor 1. Gene Ontology annotation, cellular component: membrane. Gene Ontology annotation, biological process: protein phosphorylation; cGMP biosynthetic process; intracellular signal transduction. Gene Ontology annotation, molecular function: peptide receptor activity; guanylate cyclase activity; protein kinase activity. The transcript has 26 exons. The record is from RefSeq and is a predicted model, not a curated record. The coding region runs from base 868 to 3960 and encodes 1030 amino acids. Lineage: Eukaryota; Metazoa; Arthropoda; Insecta; Ephemeroptera; Baetidae.
CACCACAUAUUUCAAUGUUUAUUUUGUUUGGGCGACGUGCGCGAGCUGAUAUCAGUGAUUUCCGUCGCGUUUUCGGACUUUUCGGACUGGUUGAAGUCGGCUGAUGAUAAUUUGAGCCCGUUCCCGCCUCCAGCUGUCCAUGUCCAGUGUCCAGUUCCAAGCAGCAGAUGAGCAGAGUCAAAUCGGGUAUCGGGCUCAUUUGUGUGUGUUUCGUUCGUGCUUUCACUGUAAAUAAAAGACUUUUUUCCUCGAAAAAGUGUUUGCGGACCGACAUCGUCCUUCAAGACCAUUUGAAGUUCUGAGGCCAGGGCUGAAGACGGGGUUUCGGGCUUCAAACGUUCCCAAAAUCGACCAGAAUCUUCCGUAAGGGAGGAAAACUGCCCCAGAGCAAAAUGCUAACACAUCGUGCAUUUCGACUGGAAAAGUCCUUAAAAUUUCAACCUCUGUCCCGACUUGCGGAUGCUGGGUUGCCUUGCAGUAAGCUUCGGCUCUCAUCCACGGAGGUCUCGUCGAAGACGGACCAAGGCCAAAGAAGACGAUGGAAACUGCUCAGUUUCAGUCAGUGGGGCUGCAGAAAACUUGAGAGACCAAUAAGUCGAAACUGCAGAAAUCAAAGGGAACAUUUUGAACUGAGCCUUCAAUCAGGAAAGCAAACCCCAUCGCCAUCAGCAAGCUGAACAUGAUGGAGUCACCCUGCUCAAGACCUUCAUAAGUUAUCCGUCGUGUUCGAACGCCCUGGCCCCCGGUCUGGCAUCUGACCUGCACUACAACGAGGGUGUGAUCGCCUUCAUUGGUCCUGCUUGCGCCUUUGCCCUCGAACCAGUGGCAAGAUUGGCCGCCUACUGGGACAUCCCGAUCAUCACAGGCAUGGGUGACCAGCCGCCAGCCGAGGGCGAACUCUCAGUGACCUCGCCUUUCAUAAGCAAAUUUGACAAACUGAAGAAAGGACAGUCGACCAGGAUCUUCAACAAGACCGAGUACCCGACGCUAACGAGGAUGUCUUACUGCCAGUGCCGUCUUCGGCUCGUUUUUGCCAGCAUUUUCCGCCAGUUCAAAUGGCACCAUGUGGCCCUCAUCCUUGACAAAUCCGACCUCUUCAGCUUCACAGUUGGUCGCAACUUGGAGCACGGCUUGAAGAAAGAGGGCUUCCAGCUUCACGUUCGGGAAUUUGACGGCAGCGAAGACAAUAUCGAUUAUGCUGAUCAUCUGCAGGACGUCAGCAUCUACGCACGAGUGAUUAUUCUCAGCGUCCGCGGCCCACUGACGAGGAACUUCCUGCUCGAGGCGUAUUAUCUCAACAUGACGCGUGGAGAUUGGGCGUUUCUGGACGUCGAACUCUUUGAGAACUCGUACUGGGGCGACCACGGCUGGCACCGCAACGACACCAACGACACGCAGGCUCGUCAGGCGUACCAGUCGUUGCUGCGGGUUUCGCUUCUGCAGCCCAGGGACCCGAAAUUCAAAUCGUUCGCCGUCGAUGUGCGACAGAACGCUGAGAGGGACUACAACUACACCUUACCUGAAAAUGAGGAGGUCAACUUUUUCAUCGGAGCUUUUUACGACGGAGUCAUCUUGCUCGGCAUGUCCUUGAAUGAGACGCUCACCGAAGGUGGCGAAAUCGUCAAGAACGGUGUCAAUAUCACCAAGCGGAUGUGGAACAGAAACUUUCCUGGUAUAACGGGUCAAGUUCGAAUCGACGAGAACGGUGAUAGGGACGCAGACUAUUCCCUGUACGACUUCAACCCGAAGCUGGGCAAGUUUGAAGAGGUAGGUAACCACACCGGAAUAAACAAGACCUUCAAGCCUCGCUUCGGACGCAGCAUCCACUGGCCCAACGGAAAACCGCCGCCUGACGAGCCCGAGUGCGGUUUCUUAGGCAAGGGGUGUCUCAGCCCGACAGACGACGCUUACCCUAGUAUUAUUUUCUACGUGUCAUUCGCACUGCUCGCAUUCAUCGUAUCUGGAACUACCUUGGCGUGCAUCACGUACAGGCACGUGCGCGCCGCUGCCGAUUUGAACAACAUGUCGUGGCGGGUUCGUCCAGAGGACAUCAAACCGGAGCCGUGCGCCUCGAGACAGGGCUUACAGUGGAUGUCGGAGGGUCAAGUGGGCCUGGAUUUGGUCGGAUUAGGGGUGGCCGCCGGCGCCCGCGGCUCCGUCACUUCUUCGCAUUCCCUCAACAUCGGCCAACAAGCCUUCACCACCGUCGGCAUUUUCAAGGGUACGCGAGUGGCCGUGAAGAAAGUUGCCCGCAAGAAAGUGGACGUCAACAAGAAGCUGCUGUGGGAGAUCAAACAGGUGCGCGACGUGACUCAUGAAAACACGGUGCGCUUCGUGGGCGCCUGCAUUGACGCCUCGCCCGGGGUCGUGAUCCUCACCGAGUACUGCCCCAAAGGCAGCCUCAAGGACGUGCUGGAGAACGAGGCGAUCACUCUCGACUGGAACUUCAGGAUGUCGCUCAUCCACGAUAUGGUCAAGGGCAUGUGCUACAUUCACGGCAGCGAGCUCGGCGUCCAUGGCAAACUGAGGUCAGCCAACUGCUUGAUCGAUGGUCGGUUUGUCCUCAAGAUUUCCGACUUUGGCCUCCACACGCUGACGACGCCAUCGGAGGUCGCCAGAGAUGGCAACUUUUACACUAAGCUGCUGUGGGUGGCGCCGGAACUGCUGCCGUUGACAAUUGUCCCGGGCACCCCUGCGACCCAGAAGGGGGAUGUCUACAGCUUCGCCAUCAUCCUCGAGGAAAUAAUCGUGCGCGGAGGCCCGUACGAAGCAGCAUCGCAGUUCCUCGGUCCGCAAGAUGUCGUGGCUAGGGUGGCCGCCCGCGAAACACCUCCAUUUAGGCCGGCGGUGGCCGCUAGAGACGGCCAAGAGGAGGAUUUAAAAGAGCUUAUGGAGAAGUGCUGGGCCGACAUCCCAGACGAAAGGCCCAGUUUCGAGGCCAUCAGGACCGUAAUCCGCAGACUAAUGAAGGGACACUGCGAAAAUCUCAUGGACGACUUGUUGAGGCGCAUGGAACAAUACGCAACCAAUUUGGAGGCGCUCGUCAGCGAAAAAACCGAGGCCCUCAGCCAGGAGAAAAGAAGAUCAGAAGAGCUUUUGUACCAAGUCUUGCCCAGACAAGUUGCUGAACAACUCAUGUCAGGUCAAGUGGUGCAACCUGAGCAGUUCGAGUGCGUUACCAUUUAUUUCAGUGACAUUGUAGGCUUCACUUCACUCUGCGUCCACAGCACUCCAAUGCAGGUUGUUGGUUUCCUAAACGACCUCUAUAGCACUUUCGACAAAAUCAUCGGCUACUACGAUGUUUAUAAAGUGGAAACAAUAGGUGACGCUUACAUGGUUGUGUCGGGACUGCCAACGCGAAAUGGGGACGCACACGCCAGAGAAGUGGCCCUUUUAGCCCUCGCCGUGCUGGACGCGGUUAAAAAUUUUACAAUUGCCCACAGACCGGAUGCGCAGCUUGAAAUCAGAAUUGGAAUUCACUCAGGGCCUGUGUGUGCUGGCGUUGUUGGACACAAAAUGCCUCACUAUUGUCUUUUCGGUGACACGGUGAACACUGCUUCACGGAUGGAAUCCAGCGGACUUGCUCUGCGCAUUCACGUGAGCGACGCGACGAAGCAAAUCCUCAGCCGAUUCGGCACCUUCCAACUGGAGUUGAGGGGAGAAGUUGAGCUUAAGGGCAAGGGUCGGGUCACAACAUACUGGCUUCUGGGCUGCACAGAGCCCGACCUCCGACGGCCCCCUGCGACGGACGAGUCUGUUUGUCACGGGUCAACCACAGCCGCUCCUGCUGACGGCGGAUUAAAUGCGUAUCCUCUAGUUUUUAUGCGUCCAGCUGGCGAAGUGCCAGAAGUGAGGGUGACAGGUUGCGACACCUCACUGAACAUGGAGCCGUGCUGGCCUUCGUCGCCCAGAAUGCCCGCUUUGCAGCCGUCAAACUCGGAUUUGGAGAAUUUUACUUAAUGUGGAGAAUUGUGUCAAUUAUGAAAGUAUCAAUCUUCGUCAUAUAAAAAUAGUGUAUUUUUUUAUAAUUACUUUUGCAAAACGCUCGAAAAAGCAAAUCGCGGCGCACAUUUUUGUCAUACUUAAACACCAGCGUAUUAUGCUAAUUUUGUUUGUUCUGGUCAGGAAAUCGUUUUUUUUAUUUCAAAGUAUACAAUUGUUGAUCUCGAUUUUUCGACUGAUGUUUCCUCAGAUUUAAUUUUUUGUCUUUGUAGGCUUCGCUGGUAAAGUUUUGGAGAUCUUUUCCCGUCUGUGUGCGAAAAAUGUGUACCUGUUCGUUGGAGAAAGCCUAGUCAAGCGAACCUGACUGCUAUAUUUGCAAUGUUAAUUAAUCGCUGUCUGAUUGUUACGCAUUCCUGAGUUUAUGAGAUAUUAAGAAAAAGAUAUAAAUGUGUUUGAUCAGCAAUUAUAAAAAUAUUACGAGGCGUCAUUUUAAAACGCAAACUACUUUUACCGAGCGAUGUUGUGGAAUUUGGAGAACAAUUUUGUGAUAAUUGCAUCUGUACAGGGAUCAAAGGAAAGUUAAGCUUGAACGAACAAACAUCAAAAUGGGAAACCACGGGCCUAAAAUCAAAAUUGACUGGUCGAUAGCUUAAUUUUUCUCUGAGGUUUUAUGUGAUAAUACGCAGGAAAAUGUAUUUUUAACGUCGGACAAACAGUACCCCAGCAUCUGUCAUUAUUUAUUUGGUACUAAGAAAAAUAAAAGUAAACAGCAAAAUAAAUACUUUCAAUGU